CUACGAUAACUUUGAAAAAAAAAUGGGUAAAAGACUUGUUGUGAAAUUGGAAAAGCUAGAAGAUUUAUCUAAUGUCAGUUCAAAGUCACAAGCUACCAAGAAUGAUGAUGAUUCAUCUGAAAUUGAUUGCAAUGAUAAUAAUGAUGGUAGUGGUUACUGUUUUAGAAAAAGACCAAAGAUAAUAAGUAAUUCACGCAAGCCAUCUAAAAAAGAACUAAUUCCAUAUGAUAAAAAAUUGAGAAUUGCUCAAAUGAUUGAAAAUCAUCCAACUUGGUCAAUGCAAAAAAUUAAAGAACUCAAUGAUGUACAUCAUGUUUCUAGUGGACAAAUAGAAAUAUGGGCAGAACAAGUAAAAAAAGGUGGUUCUUUUUAUGAUAAAAUUAAUCAAAUUAAUAACUGGGUUUUUGCCAAAUGUUUGGAUUGUCAAAAAAAUAACAAAAAAUUUUCUGAUGAGUGUAUACAAAAUUGGGCGCUUGAAGCAAAAAAAAUUUAUUUUUCUGGAAAUAUAAAUAAACUUUUCACAGCAUCUUCUUUCUGGAUAACAAAAUUUAAAAAACUUCAUGGUAUCACUGGUAUCACAAAGGAUAAUCUUCAAAUUGAUGAGGAAUUUAUCAAACCAACAAUAAGUACUGAUAAUUUACAGAAUGACUGUGCUACAAAAGAUGAAACUCGUGACGAUACUGAUAAACUUAAGUCUAUCGGCAAUUUAUGUUGCAACCCACUAUACAAUUCUUUUAAUUUACGUGAGACAAAAAAUAUUCACAUUCCUUUUGAUGUGAAAAAAAAAGUUGUUGAAUUGAUGAGAAAAAAUCCAUCUUGGUCAUUGGAAAAACUAAGAAAACGUAGUGGCUGUAAAUAUAUCAGUACUUCUCAACAAAUCAGAAGAUGGGAUAAGCAGGUGGAAAAAGGUGGAUCAGUUGAAGAUAAAGGUAGAGCAAUUGACAAUUGGGUAUUUGCGAAAUUUGUUGUGUAUGAAAGCAGUAAUAAAAAAAUUACUGAUAAAAUGUUACAAAAAUGGGCAUGUCAAGCAAAAGAAAUUUGCUUGCCAAAUGUUAAUAAUUUUCCUAAUUUCAAUGGAGGUCCUAAAUGGUUGUCUAAAUUUAAAAAAAUACACAACGUCGAUGGUCCGCCCAAUGAUCUGAAAAUCUGGAAUCAAUGUGAUGAUAAUACUUUAAUAAAACUUGAAUCAUCUGACCCAAAUGAAAAUGUAGUUGUACGACGAAAUAUAUUCAAACAAAAUAAAGUAAUUGUUCCGUAUGAGCAAAAAGUAAAAGUUGUAAAUACUGCUCUUGAACAUCCUGAUUGGACAAUCAAAAUGAUAAGAACAUACACUCAAUGUUAUGUCAAAGAUCGUUCUGUUAUUGCAAAAUGGAUAAAACAGUUAAAAAACGGCGGAACAUUAGAACAAAAAAUCAAAGCUAUUAAUGAAAAAGUAUAUGAAAAAUGCAUUGAUUAUAUAAAAAAUCACAAUGAAAAUCUAAACUAUUUGAUGAUUAAAAAUUGGGCACUUGCAGCAAAGAAUGCAUUAUUUUCGGAAAAUUGUAAAAAUUUUAAAUUUGCCGCAUCACGUGGUUGGUUUACAACAUUUAAAAAUACUUAUUGUAGUACUGAAAUAUCACUAAAUUUGGAACUUAGUGAGUUAAACACUUCAACAUUAAAAAAUGAUAUUAGUGACUCGGAUAAAAAAGCUGAUAUAUUUGGUGGUAAGGAGGCACCAUAUACAGAUGCGCCAUUGGCCUCUCAAGCAGUAAAUUUAAAUUCUGAUGAUAUCAACACCGAAUCUCUCAGAUUAGAGGAUAAAAUGAAAGUUGUACAAUUGGCAUGUGAUAAUCCAACGUGGCCGCUCAGAAUACUAAGAAAAGUAUCUGGAAUUAAACAAUUAAAGACUAACAGACAACUUAAGAUCUGGGCCAUUCAAUGUGGACGAGCUGCAAAAAAAUAA
Aphidius gifuensis is the source of this 1942-nucleotide messenger RNA. RefSeq lists its product as uncharacterized. The record is from RefSeq and is a predicted model, not a curated record. The coding region runs from base 23 to 1942 and encodes 639 amino acids. NCBI's taxonomy places the organism in Eukaryota, Metazoa, Arthropoda, Insecta, Hymenoptera, Braconidae. The transcript is spliced from 4 exons.